This is a messenger RNA of Anoplopoma fimbria (sablefish), 1173 nucleotides long. It is a transcript of the gene chga, whose product is annotated as chromogranin A. The transcript is spliced from 8 exons. NCBI's taxonomy places the organism in Eukaryota, Metazoa, Chordata, Actinopteri, Perciformes, Anoplopomatidae. Gene Ontology annotation, cellular component: chromaffin granule. Gene Ontology annotation, biological process: negative regulation of catecholamine secretion; negative regulation of insulin secretion; defense response to bacterium. Bases 1 to 1173 code for a protein of 390 amino acids. The record is from RefSeq and is a predicted model, not a curated record.
AUGAUGGGGAGAGGACUCUUCGUUUUGACAAUCCUGUCUAACUGCGCUCUGUCAUUGCCAGUGACUCACAGUCAGCUGGAGAAUGAGGACGUAAAGGUGAUGAAAUGCAUUGUGGAGGCGCUGGCAGAUGUGCUAUCGAGGCCCCACCCAAUGCCCGUCAGUCAGGAGUGUUUGGUCACACUGAAGACAGACGACAGACUGGUUUCUAUCCUUCGCCAUCAAAACUUCCUGAAGGUGCUGCAGGACAUCGCUGUUCAAGGUCAUCAGGAGAGAGCUCAGCACCAGAGAGACGCUGGUACUUCUGAACAAUCAACACAAACUCCUCAGGCUGCAGACGAUGUCGCUGAUCGAUCCAUGUUGGAAGCUUUAGGAGGCCCAGGUGAACAAUCCAUCCUGUCCCAGAAGAAGAGGACAGGAAAUGGAGACGGAGAGGAAGAAAAGGAAGACAGCCUGGUAGAUGGAGAGUCACAAGAUGACAAUGGCGUUAUUGAGGAGGUAAAAGAGAAGAGAGAAAACGACAAGAGUCCAGGAAGCCACAUUUCUGCAUCUGUGGAGGAGUGGAGAGAGGGCAAGGCUGAAAAGAGGGAGGAAGAAGAAGGAGAAGAUUAUGACGAGAAGAGAGCUAAUUCAGAGGAGGAACACAUGAUCAAGGAUAAGAAAGGUGCUGGAUUUGGUGAAAAGAGAGAUGCACCCAGAAUCAAAUCAAAAGAGAAGAAGUUUGAUGAAGAAGAUGAAGAGGAGAAAGACAAGAGAUCUGCAUAUUUAUCACACAGGCCUAAACAAGAGGUGGAAAAGGAGGAAGAGGAGGAUGAAGGAGAAAUGAAGAGAGAGAGUAAGGAGAGCCACAAGCGAUGGACCAAGAGGGGGAAGUCGUCGCCAAUGAAGAAGAAAGCAGUCGGAAAUGAGGCGCAGCAGGAAGUGCCACAUCACUCGAGAGAGGUCGCAGAGGAAGAGGAGGAGGAGGAGAAGAAGAAGAAAAGGAACCCACAGAGGAGUCCAGAGGAGAAGGAGCUGCAGAUGAUCGCCAGGGGAGGACCAGAGGAGAGGAGGGGGUCGGAGGAAGAGGGGAGCGCCAGCCGGAAGUCAGAGGAGCCAGAGAUUGAAAGCCUGGCAGCCAUUGAGUCAGAGCUCGAAGACGUUGCCCAGAAACUCCAUGAGAUGCGGCGAGGCUGA